CUUAUCCAUUACAUGAAACAAGCUAAUUUUUAUGCACUGGGAGAGAAAGUCAUCAUGGAUCAAAAUGGUGACCCUAGUGCUUAUUAUGAUCUCAUGAACUGGCAGAAGAGGCCUGAUGGUUCAGUGCAUUUGGUUAAAGUAGGCUUCUAUGAUGCCUCGUCGCCUACCAGGCAUGGCCUGGUCAUAAAUGACUCAGUGAUCCAGUGGCCUGUUGGGAAGCAGGCAUCUGGGUCUGUAUGCAGCAAAAGUUGUCCUCCAGGUUCCCGCAUCACCAGGAGAAAGGGGGAACCCAUCUGCUGUUUUGACUGUGUCCCCUGUGCUGAGGGAGAAGUUAGUAAUAUGACUGAUUCUUUAGAGUGCUCACGCUGUCCACAACACACAUGGUCCAGUAAAGACAGAGAUCUCUGCAUCCCAAAGACUAUCGAAUACCUGUCUUACCAUGAGUUAACAGGUAUUGUGCUGUGUGUUGUAUCUGUCCUUGGUGCUUGUAUUUCCCUCUCCAUCCUGGGAAUCUUCUGCACAUACAGAGACACACCACUGGUUCGGGCCAACAACAUGGAACUGAGCUUUCUUCUCUUGGUGUUCCUUGCUGUCUGUUUUCUUGUUGGCCUGUUGUUCAUUGGUAAGCCCUCAGACUGGUUGUGCCUUAUCAGGUACCCAGCAUUUGGGAUUAGUUUUGCCCUCUGUAUUUCAUGUCUCCUGGCCAAGACAGCAGUGGUCCUAAUGGCUUUUAAGUCUACACUGCCAAAAAGUAAUGUCAUGAAGUGGUUUGGACCCAGCCAGCAGAGAGCCAGUGUGCUUUUAGGAACAGCUGUCCAGGUAAUAAUCUGUCUUAUUUGGCUGCUCACCAGUCCACCUCAUGCCAACAACAACACAGAUUAUCACAGCGAUAUCAUCAUCAUCGAGUGUGUUACUGGUUCAGAAGUUGGUUUCUGGUGUGUUCUAGGAUACAUUGGCAUCCUGGCCUGUAUGUGCUUCCAAAUGGCCUUUUUGGCUCGGAAGCUGCCUGAUAAUUUUAACGAGGCAAAGUUCAUCACCUUCAGUAUGCUGAUUUUCUUUGUCAUGUGGAUUACUUUUAUCCCAGUGUAUGUAAGCACAGCAGGAAAAUACACAGUGGCUGUUCAUAUAUUUGCCAUUUUAGCUUCGGCUUGUGGACUCAUAAUUUGUAUUUUUGCUCCGAAGUGCUAUGUCAUCAUUUUGAAACCUGAAAAAAACUCCAAGAAAAACAUGAUGCAAAGAUGCUGA
This is a messenger RNA of Monopterus albus (swamp eel), 1245 nucleotides long. Its product is annotated as extracellular calcium-sensing receptor-like. The record is from RefSeq and is a predicted model, not a curated record. The annotation marks the transcript as partial. Gene Ontology annotation, cellular component: plasma membrane. Gene Ontology annotation, molecular function: G protein-coupled receptor activity. Gene Ontology annotation, biological process: G protein-coupled receptor signaling pathway. Lineage: Eukaryota; Metazoa; Chordata; Actinopteri; Synbranchiformes; Synbranchidae. The transcript has 4 exons.